AUGGAAGCGAAAGACUUCCCGCCGGAAGAUGAAGACCAUCAAGAGAUCGAAUUACCUCCAACUUCAAGCCCGGAUAACCCAACACAAGUCGAACCUAUUUUCUGUACAGGCGAUUGUGGAUUUGGACGAUCUUCGCUGACAACCUGGUCCACCCGUAUUACCGGUACCGUAUCCGUUGCUGACUGGGCAAUCAAAUACUGGACUAAAGGAGUAACAUCCAAGUUCAUUUCGAUGCGGGUACCUGAAAGUGAUGCCAUCAACAAAGAACUCUUGCGCACGGCACCAUACAUCAUGAGUGUACGCGCCAUGCCCAGUGCUGAUCCGACAAACAACUCAGACACUUAUCGGUUCUUCUUUUCCGAACGUUCACCCGACGGCAUGAAAAGGUCAAUAAUUGAGCUCUCACUUCCUCGGGGAAUCGUGCCUUCGAGAUUCAAUAAAUGGCCAGCCAGAGAAGCGUUUGCUUGUGUGGAUCAUAGAGUCCGAUACUGGGUUGAGUUGUGGUAUGAUCGUGAAAUGUUGAAAGAUAGAACUGUUUAUGACAAAGCUUUGUGGGAGUGGGCGAGAUUGAAGGGUGAUUCUAUGUUGGAGGAAAUGAAGGUUGGCCGAGAUGUCUUUUGGGAUGGCAUCUGCAGUCGCUCGUCUUGCUGCUUCUAG
This is a messenger RNA of Glarea lozoyensis ATCC 20868, 657 nucleotides long. RefSeq lists its product as uncharacterized. The coding region runs from base 1 to 657 and encodes 218 amino acids. The transcript has a single exon. The record is from RefSeq and is a predicted model, not a curated record. NCBI's taxonomy places the organism in Eukaryota, Fungi, Ascomycota, Leotiomycetes, Helotiales, Helotiaceae.